CAGUUCAGACCUUUUCGUUUUGCACUGGCGAUGAUUUUUGCAAUUGAGGAAAUAAAUAAUGAUACAACUCUGCUUCCUGGUGUCACGCUGGGAUACCGCAUCUAUGAUUCUUGUAAGUUGACCCAGUUAUCGUUAAAAGCAGCUUUGGCAUUACUGAACAAACCUGAAGCAAGUGUGCCGUCUGUUCACUGUAAAAGCUCCUCCAUUGCUUCUGCGAUUGUUGCUGAUUCUGGAUCUACGCAGUCUUUAGCAAUAGCACCAUCUAUCGGUGCCUUCAGAAUCCCUAUGGUUAGCUACUUUUCGACUUGUGCGUGCCUUAGCAACAGGAAGGAAUAUCCAUCAUUUUUUCGAACAAUACCGAGUGAUUACUAUCAGGCUAGAGCAUUAGCCCAGCUGGUGAAACAUUUUGGAUGGACCUGGAUUGGGACAGUUAAGACUGACAAUGACUAUGGAAACUUUGGAAUGCAAGCAUUUGAAGAGGCAGUUCAACAACUAGGCAUUUGUAUAGCUUUUUCCGAGUCAUUUCAUAAAAAAUACACUCGAGAGAAAUUACUGAAAACAAUUGACACCAUAAAAACCUCUACUACAAAAGUUGUCAUUGCAUUUGCGGGUGAAUCAAGUAUGCGUACUCUAUUAAAAGAAAUGAUUAGACAAAAUGUUAGUGGCAUACAAUGGAUUGGAAGUGAAUCAUGGAUUUCCACGUUGAUUCUUCCUCCGGAGGAAAGUAAAAAGAUUGCUUCUGGUGCGAUUGGAGUCGCAAUUCGCAAAGUCGACAUACCAGGGUUGAGGGAGUUCCUAAUGAAAGUUCAUCCGUCUUUGUAUCCAGGUAACCCCUUGGUGAAAAAGUUUUGGGAAAGUUGUUUUGGCUGCCAUCUAAGUGGUGGAAACAAAGCAGGUUCUCGACAAAAUGAAUCAGGUCUAAAGGAAUGCACAGGAAGAGAAAAUCUGCAGUUUGUCCAAAAUGAGUUUACUGAUGUCACGCAAUACAGAGUCACUUACAAUGUUUACAAAGCAACUUAUGCUAUAGCUCAUGCACUCCAUAGUAUGGUGUCAUGUAAAACUGGUGAAGGGCCUUUCCCAAAUGGGAGUUGUGCAAAUCUUUCAAAUUUUCAACCAUGGCAGUUGCUAUAUUACAUGAGAACAGCGCAUUUUAUAACCAAGAUUGGUGAAAAGGUUUAUUUUGAUGAAAACGGAGACCCUGUCCCAACAUAUGACAUUGUAAACUGGCAACCAAAUGCCAUCGGUGACAUUGACAUUGUAAAUGUUGGACACUAUGAUGGAUCAGCUCCUUUUGGCGAGGAAUUUUCAAUAACAGAAAAGGCAAUUAUUUGGAGUGGUGGUCAGAAGUCGGUUCCAAAAGCUGUUUGCUCUGAAAGCUGCCAUCAAGGAACACGGAAAGCAGGAAGAAAAUGGCAACCCAUUUGCUGUUUUGAUUGCAUAAAAUGUGCUCAAAGUGAAAUUAGUAACACAACUGAUUCUGUUCAUUGUAUAAAAUGCCCAUUGGAAUUCAAGUCUAAUGAAAGACGGGAUCAGUGUGUUCCAAAGGAAAUCGAUUUUCUGUCAUUUUUCGAUAUAAUAGGAAUAAUUCUGGUGACACUGGCACUGUUAGGAGCCUGCACCACUGUUGGUGUGUUCGUAAUAUUCUACAUCUAUAGACACACUCCAAUUGUUAAAGCUAAUAACUCUGAGUUAAGCUUCCUGCUUCUUUUUGCCCUGACACUCUGUUUUCUGUCUUCAAUUAUAUUCAUAGGAGAACCAUUAGUUUGGUCUUGUAUGCUCUGCCAAGUAGCGUUUGCUGUUAGUUUUGUUCUUUGCAUUUCUUGUGUAUUGAGCAAAACAAUUGUCGUGGUGAUGGCGUUCAAAGCAACACUUCCAAGCGAUAAUAUGAUGCAGUGGUUUGGACCAAGACAGCAACGGCUGAUGGUUUACAUCCUUACGCUGGUGCAAUGUGUAAUAUGUACUACCUGGUUAAUUGUAUUUCCACCUUAUCCAUUGAAAAACACUAGUCACUCUAGCGAGAUAAUCGUGUUUGAAUGCAAUGUCGGAUCUUUGUUAGCCUUCUAUUGUGUACUCGGUUAUAUUGGAUUUCUAUCCUGCGUGUGUUUUGCGGUAGCUUUUCUAGCUCGACAACUUCCGGACAACUUCAAUGAAGCUAAACAUAUAACAAUUAGCAUGCUUAUCUUUUGCGCAGUUUGGAUAACUUUCAUUCCAGCGUACAUAAGCUCACCAGGGAAAUAUGCUGUGGCGGUUGAAGUAUUUGCUAUUUUGGCCUCCAGCUUUGGUCUUCUUAUUUGCAUUUUUGCUCCAAAAUGUUACAUUAUUCUGUUGAAGAAAGAAAACAACACAAAGAGGAACAUGAUGGGCUCACUGAGUUCCAAAUAA
Molecule: messenger RNA, 2382 nt
Organism: Hemiscyllium ocellatum (epaulette shark)
Lineage: Eukaryota; Metazoa; Chordata; Chondrichthyes; Orectolobiformes; Hemiscylliidae
Product: extracellular calcium-sensing receptor-like
Exons: 5
Coding region: 31-2382 (783 amino acids)
Biological process (GO): G protein-coupled receptor signaling pathway
Cellular component (GO): membrane
Molecular function (GO): G protein-coupled receptor activity
Source: RefSeq, a predicted model, not a curated record